Messenger RNA from Chenopodium quinoa (quinoa), 1587 nucleotides. Its product is annotated as centrosomal protein of 83 kDa-like. The record is from RefSeq and is a predicted model, not a curated record. Lineage: Eukaryota; Viridiplantae; Streptophyta; Magnoliopsida; Caryophyllales; Amaranthaceae. The transcript has 6 exons. The coding region runs from base 388 to 1431 and encodes 347 amino acids.
CAUCCUAGUUUCCAAUGGCCAAAGGACCAAAGUCUGAGCAUUCACAAUUUCACAAAUUGAUCAACUUUGUUGUUAAACAUUGAGUUUAAAAAUAAACGAAGAAAGUAUGAUGUAGCAUUGUAAUAUAUUAUGAGUACGAUACUACAUGUAUAAUAUUUUGUAAGAAGAAUAAAACAUACCGAUUGCUGAUUAACCCAUAUAGUACGGAGUAUGGGUCAUAUUGAGUUGAGGAACUCAAGUCGAAAAUGGUCUAAUUACAUAGUGGCUAAACCACAUAGCUUGGAAGAUCGGACCAAAAGAAACCCAGAUCCUAACAACAAACUCAACUGUCACUGAAUUUCACCAACAAUACAACAUCCUGAAAGAGAAAGAGAGAGAAACACAGAGAUGGCGGGGCUGCUAGCGUGGGCAGCCGAUGUAGUAGGCGCGAAUGAAAGUGGUUCCGAUGUUUCCGACGACCCGAGUUCGAUUCCUCUCAUUCUAACCCCUCAACAACAGCAAUAUCUCAAUGAAUUGAACCAGAAAUCAGCUUCUCUCACUCGUUCGAUCCAAGAUCUACGGCUAAGACUCCCUCCCUCUGACAUCGCUCAACGUCUUCCUCAUCUUCAUGCUCAUUCCCUCGCUUCUAAUGCUGCUCUUACUCUUCAAUUAAACUCCCAUUCUUCCACUCGGGAGCAGGCACAACAAAGGGAGGCUAAAUUGCUGGAAGAAAAUGCUGCUUAUGAAAGAGAAAUCACAAAAUGUGAAGCUAAGAUUCAAGAGAAGUUGCAGGAGGCAGAACAUUUCCAGCAGAAGUUGAAGGAGUUGGACUCGAUUGAGGAAAAUCUGAAAACUGAGUUGCAAAGAGUUCAAGCAGGUUCAAGUGCCAGUCAGUCUGAGAAAUCUGCUGUUCAACAUGGAAAAGAAGUGGAUACUGAAGCUGAAGAAGAUGCUUCCCGAACUGCUUUACUUGAGAAAUUGGAGAACCAGAAGAAAGAAAUGCAAUUAAUGGAAGAGAAGAUUCAAAUGUUGGAGAAGAAGUGGGCAGAUGUUCAAGAAAAGGCACUUAAGCAACCUUCACCAGCUCAGAGAGAAAAGGCAUUGGACAAGCAGCUUCAUAGCUUGAUGGAGCAACUGGCUGCAAAGCAGGCUCAAGCAGAGGCUCUUAUAAAUGAGAUACACAUCAAGGAGAAGGAGCUUGAAAGAUUGAACGCAUUGUGGAGGAGAGUUGAGGAUACCAAGGAAGCUACUGCUGCUAGGAACCGCUUUGCAAAAAGUGGCCCAAUCUAUGGUUAUGAAACUGACACUGACCUCGAUGGUCACAACAACCUCCCGUAUUACUCUGGUGGUCGUUCUGAAUACCGGCAAAGGCUCAGGAUUUUAAGGUCUUCCUUUGUGCUUUAUGUCUUUUUGCUGCACAUAAUAGUCUUCAUCAGAAUAUCAUUCAUUUGAGAAUGCUGUUUUUAGGAGUUUUGAGUUUUAAUAUGAGAAUCAACAUUGUGCAUAGAAUAAAUGACAAAUAGUGAAACCAUGUAUGAGUAAAAUGCCUGAUUUGUAUUAUCACCUAUGUAAUGAUAUUGAUAGUUAUAAUACAUAGUAUUACUUGAA